Messenger RNA from Diospyros lotus (date-plum), 1344 nucleotides. RefSeq names its product 26S proteasome non-ATPase regulatory subunit 14 homolog. Gene Ontology annotation, biological process: protein deubiquitination; proteasome-mediated ubiquitin-dependent protein catabolic process. Gene Ontology annotation, molecular function: proteasome binding; metallopeptidase activity; protein binding. Gene Ontology annotation, cellular component: proteasome regulatory particle, lid subcomplex. The transcript is spliced from 6 exons. Bases 72 to 1040 code for a protein of 322 amino acids. NCBI's taxonomy places the organism in Eukaryota, Viridiplantae, Streptophyta, Magnoliopsida, Ericales, Ebenaceae. The record is from RefSeq and is a predicted model, not a curated record.
CGCGACCGACCAAAGUAUUCGUGCCAUCAAAGAAAUCAAAUUCCGAUUGAGAUUGAAAUCGAGGGGGAGAGAUGUCGGGCAUGGAGAGGUUGCAGAGAAUGUUCGCCGGCGCCGGAGGCGCGUUGGGUCACCCGCCACCGGAUUCGCCGACUCUCGAUUCCUCCGAACAAGUUUACAUUUCCUCGCUCGCCCUCCUCAAAAUGCUCAAGCACGGGUUUGGGGUGGUGAUAUUGGGAAUAACAGGGAGAGCUGGUGUUCCAAUGGAAGUGAUGGGGUUGAUGUUGGGUGAAUUUGUGGACGAGUACACGGUUCGCGUUGUCGAUGUCUUCGCGAUGCCGCAGAGUGGAACCGGCGUCAGUGUCGAAGCGGUAGAUCACGUCUUCCAGACUAACAUGCUUGAUAUGCUCAAACAAACUGGACGACCAGAGAUGGUGGUCGGAUGGUAUCAUUCGCAUCCUGGGUUUGGCUGCUGGCUUUCUGGUGUGGAUAUCAAUACUCAACAGAGUUUUGAAGCUCUAAAUCAACGUGCUGUGGCAGUUGUGGUAGAUCCCAUACAGAGUGUCAAGGGGAAGGUGGUCAUUGAUGCCUUCCGUUUAAUUAACCCUCAAACUAUGAUGCUUGGCCAAGAGCCAAGACAGACAACAUCCAACCUUGGACAUCUGAACAAGCCAUCUAUUCAAGCAUUGAUCCAUGGGCUGAACAGGCAUUAUUACUCAAUUGCCAUUAAUUACAGGAAGAAUGAGCUUGAGGAGAAAAUGCUACUUAAUCUUCACAAGAAGAAGUGGACUGAUGGAUUGACACUUCAAUCCUUUGAUGUCCAUUCCAAAACCAAUGAGCAGACUGUUCAGGAGAUGCUAAAUCUAGCAAUCAAAUACAACAAAGCAGUGCAGGAAGAGGAUGAGUUGCCUCCUGAAAAACUUGCAAUUGCAAAUGUUGGAAGGCAGGACGCCAAGAAACAUCUUGAAGAACACGUCUCCAACUUGAUGUCUUCGAACAUAAUUCAGACUUUGGGCACCAUGCUGGAUACCGUUGUAUUCUAAGGCUCUCAGCACCAACUUAACUGCAUUUUGUUGGCAGUUAAAAUUUGAAACAAUUAUUAUGCAUGUGGGUUGGGGGGUCAAAACUGGUAGAAAUGUUGUCCUGUUUUUUGUGUAAGUGAGAAAUGUUGUCCUGUUUUGGUGGGUGGGAAAGAGAAGUGGAGAAGAGCAAAUGUGGACAAUGGCUGCCCUCAUCAUAUAGUUCCUCAUAAUUAUUGGGUUCUGUUCUGGAUUUAUUUUUCUAGCCUGAAUUAAAUUGAAUAAUUUUGGGAGGAUAAUUAAAAUCUUUGCCUUCUUUUUCUUUUUC